AUGCUCGCCUUUGUUCGCAACGCGUCAUCGCUCUCGCUUGUCCGCGCCAUCGCCUCAUCAGCCUGCCUCGCCCUCCCCGAUCCGUCCAUGGAGGACCUCCUCCGCCAGCUCAACGAGUCGGGCGAUCUGCCCGAGCUGGAGCUCGAGCCGCUCGGCGGGCGCGACGAUCGCCUCGUCGUCCCGGGCCAUCCCGUCCUCCACGCGCCCGCCCCGCCGACCCUUCCGGCUCCGACUUCCUCACCCGCCGCUGUCCAAAAGCUCAUCGAGACGCCGUCCGACAACGGCGGACUCGCUAACGACCUCGAUCUCCUCGUCGACGUCCUUGCCACCCAUGGCGCCCUCGGUCGAGUCUUUGUGGUCGAUGCCGCCGUCGCUGGCCCGGCCAUCGACCCACUCUCCGCCCACAACGAAACCGCCGACGAGGAAGACGACAUCGUGGCUGUGGCCUGGAUCGACCCGACGGUCGUCUCGGCCUCCUCCCCGCCGUCGUGGUUCUGGGAGGGCUGCCUGUCGCUCCCGGGCCUCUACGGCUGGGUCGCUCGCCCUUCCGCCGUCGUCGUCUCCGGCUGGACCGCCACCCUCACCGCCGCCGGCUCCUGGAGCCUCACCCACAGCGCAGACAUGCGGCUGGAGGACCUCCCCGCGAGGGUCUUCCUCCAUGAGGCCGACCACCUUGACGGCCGGCUCUUCCCCGACCGCCUCUCCGCGCCCGCUUCGCCCUCCCGGCCGACCUCGUCGACGACAUCGAAGGCUCAGACUAUCCUUCGCCCGCAGCCGCACGGACCCGCCCAGGCGCCUUCUCGCCCGUCGAGUAGCCGCGCCACACCUUGCUCCAUCUCUGCUCUCACCUGCAUCUGCAUCCGCGUCCGCAGUGCCCGAUCACCAUCCCGCCUGCCCUCGUUUACCUCCUCAUCAACCUGCGAGCCACUCCUCCAGCAUCUGCGCCGCCUCGCCCUGCCCGGCUCCGCGCGCAUCUGACGCCACCCGCCCCACUCUUGCCGCGAUCUCUACCUCACCUCGUGGUGUCACAUCGAGGAGGGCGGCGACAACUGGCACGUGGCCACGCACCGCCGCUGUGUGCAGCGCCGCGUCCAGCUUGCUCAACGACUCUGCGCUUGCGUGCUCGAGGAGGAGCUGGACACACUCGAGGUACCCACGCGUCGCCGCUCGCUCGAUCGCAAAGUGUUCGCGCUCCUCAGUUUCAGCCGUGCUCCACACCAGCAGCAGUCGGAGCACGGCUGCGUGCCCGCUGCUGGCCGCCACCCCGAUGGCCUUGCCUACCGCCUCACCCGCGCCGCCCAGCCCGGCAUCAAGCAGAAACGCGACCGCGGCGUCACUUCCGAUUCGCGCUGCCGACACUAGGGUGCGCGGCUCAAACUGCGUCUCGGGCGCAGCCGCCACCAGCGUGCGAACCACAUCCAUGCACCCGUUGGCAAUGGCCCAGUUUGCCGCCUGCCACCCGUUGGCGGCCACAUCGACCCGUCCAUCGGCGAGCAGUAGCUCCACCACUUGGCCUCGGCCAGCCCGCGCCGCCGUCCGCAGUGCUGCCGAGUUGUCCGCCCGCGGAUCGACUCGCGGAUCGGCCAGC
This is a messenger RNA of Thecamonas trahens ATCC 50062, 1588 nucleotides long. Its product is annotated as peptide deformylase 2. Gene Ontology annotation, molecular function: peptide deformylase activity. Bases 1 to 978 code for a protein of 325 amino acids. Gene Ontology annotation, cellular component: mitochondrion. Lineage: Eukaryota; Apusomonadida; Apusomonadidae. The record is from RefSeq and is a predicted model, not a curated record. The transcript is spliced from 2 exons. Gene Ontology annotation, biological process: peptidyl-methionine modification.